Messenger RNA from Exophiala bonariae, 1359 nucleotides. RefSeq lists its product as uncharacterized. The transcript is spliced from 3 exons. NCBI's taxonomy places the organism in Eukaryota, Fungi, Ascomycota, Eurotiomycetes, Chaetothyriales, Herpotrichiellaceae. The record is from RefSeq and is a predicted model, not a curated record. Gene Ontology annotation, molecular function: DNA-binding transcription factor activity, RNA polymerase II-specific; zinc ion binding. Gene Ontology annotation, biological process: regulation of DNA-templated transcription. The coding region runs from base 1 to 1359 and encodes 452 amino acids.
AUGGCGGACCCUAGGGAAUCUCAACGUCCUCAAUAUCCUCCCCCGGAUGAUCCAAACCAAGGUGGCUACUACUCGCAACAUUCUCCUCGUGGACCUCCUCGGGAUGACCGCAGUUCCUAUCCUCCUCCGGAUGCUGGACGUCAAGGACAAUACCCGGACCCACGAGCGGCUGCUCCAUAUCCUCCUCAACCAUGGCCUCCCGCUCCGCAUGGUGCUUAUCCUCCUUCCCAUCACUAUCCUCAGGACCCUCAGCACGCAGGCUAUGCCUAUCCGCCAAGAUCUGAUAUGGGUCAGCCUCCUCAGCAGAUGCAGCCAGAUCCAUACCGUUUGCCUCCACCGCAUCCAUACCCUGGAUAUUAUGCUCCUCCUCAGCACUAUCCCCCUCCUCCGGCCGCUGCUCCAAGACAACGCACCGCCAUUGCCUGCAAAUACUGCCGCAAGAGAAAGAUUCGAUGCUCAGGCUACGAUAGUUCCCCUGAUGGCCGUUGCCAGAACUGUGUUCGCUUCAAUCAACAAUGCUUGUUUCACCCAGUCUCCUCGCAAGCUGCCUUUGUUCCGGCUUCUGCUGUCUAUGGUCCUGGUGCAAGAGCUCCUGUUGCUGGUCAGUCUGAUAACCGCCCCGGUCAAAAUGGACAGCAGCCUUACACCCGUGAAGGAGAACAACCCAUGCUCUAUGGUGCCCAUGGACAACCACUUGGCCCUGCUGGUCCACAUGGACAACCCCAAUACAGUUAUCCUCCCCCAGGCCCAGGCCACUAUCCUCCUCAGCCAUAUCCAUAUCAGGCGUCCCCGUACCCUCCUUCAUCUGGGUCACCAUAUGACGCACAAGGGCAGGCACCCCCUGCCCAGCAUGAUGAACGUGUCAGUCUCAAGCGUCCCCCUCCUGAUGAUGACCCCCACAACGAGAAUUCUCAUACUGCCCAGUCUCCUCAUCCAAACGCUCGCCCUCGUCAUGGUACCUAUGACUCUCGUGCCAAUAGUAGUGGCAGCUAUGAUUACCCAGACCCAACAAGUGGGGCUCCAACCUCGCCUGCGACCUCGACGAUGAGUUAUCAGUCUUACCCGCAACAACAACAAUCUCGCUACCCCAACGGCACUCAGUCGCAAAAGGGCAAUGCGUCACCCCCAUCUGGGCUCACUCCAUCAUCCGCACAGAGCUUCAAUUCACCCCACCAUGGCCCGACCCAUGACGAUGGCCGAACCCCUCCACCCAAUCAGCCCAAUUCUGCCGGAUCCUCUGCUAAUGGUAGAAGUGGCAUGAAAGUGCAUGAAUUAAUGAGCGGUCCCUCCGCCGGCGGUCCUGAACAACGGGGCAGAAACGACAACGAAAUGCUGAGCAAACUCGACGGCAAGAAAUAA